CAACGACAUUUCCAAGAGUUGCCCGAACCCGCUCAAAUACCCGCUCAACAUGACGACGACGGAAUUCAGCUUGCCCCCUGUCAGUGGAGUCAAGCAAAACGAAAUUUGAGGGCAAUGACGACAAAUCUUGACGACAGCUCCGGAGGAAGGUAUAAAGGCAUGGCUUUUCUUCGAGCAUUUUGCCUGGCAUGCGACUUCGACGUCCUUCCCAAUCUACACUCUAUCUUUCCUUGUUUAAGAGUCGAAUUUUCUUUACCUCUGUGUGCCCCCCGUCUCCGAGUUGCAGGCCAGCAAUGGGCAGAAAGGCCUUUUUCCAGGAUGCCGAAAACUUACGCAAACGUCUUGAGCGUUGCGCAGCAAAUGGCUAUGUUCCAAGAGCUCAUGUCGAGGAAGACGCCGUACGGAAAAGGCAUGAUCGUACCGACGAAGUCAAACAACUGCACAAGCACUAUGUGAAGCUCUACGAGGCAUUUUUAGUGUACUGUAACUAUGAAAAAACUGGUUACGAACUAAAACGUGGCUGUCCAGCUCCAGAUCAUGUCGUUAUCAAAGAUUUUAUUCGGUUCUAUGUGCGUUCUGUUCAAGGCGAUGGCCGGCUCAGUGAUACGAAGCUGCCUACUGUUAGGACUACGUUAGCGUGUGCUGAAAGGUUCUUUGGUGGGUUUGAGGAAGCAACCGGCAGCACUAUCAAGAAAGAUGAUCGUGAUGAAGUAUACUCGUGGAUUAAGAAAGGCUUGACGGAAGAGGGGGAGAUUGAGGACGUGAAGAAGCAGAAGUUUGACUUUACAAGAAACGACUACAAAGACCUGGUGGCUUCGAUGUGGACACGCGAUUGCCCUGUCUUCAUCCAUGGGCUUCUUAAAGUUUUCAUGCUGUUCGCACUGCAGGUCUUCCUCUUCACGGGAGCAAGAAUUGGAGCCUUCAUUCCAGAGGACAAACAUAAAGAACUAAGGGGCCUUAGAUUCAAGCAUCUUGAACUGGUCUUAUUCCGCAGCCCCAAUCCAAACGAACCUUGGGAGAUAGGGUUCCGGAUCAAUCAGCAAUGGUUAAAGAAGCACAGAAGUUCAAAGUACACAGUAUUCGGUAUUGGAAUACGAGACCACGCCAGACCACAGUUCGCUUCAGGUAUUAUGCUACUUAUUAUUGCUCUGAAGUACGGGGCUCUCUGGGGUAUCGGCACCCUGGACGAUAUAGCUGAGUAUGAUCUCCGGAAUGGAUCGAGAACGGAAAUUCCCCUCCGCUGGAAGACAGAAGCUCUCGAAGCACCAGUGUUUCGAAACGUCACAGCACAAGGCCCACAGGAGGUGGCCUUAACGAAACAGAGGUUUUGUUACUUUCUUCGUUGGAUUUUUAUUGCCGCGGGGUACUCUAAUCAGCCCUCGAUCCAUGAUAUUCGUCGACAGCUUGGCAAGAAGAUUGAGGCCAGGCAUGGCUCUGCACCGGUGUCGCAGAUAUAUGCCCAUCGAUCUGCCUCAACCUAUCCGGAGCACUACCUAGCACAUUGUUCGUCUAUUGAUACGGUUGGCGACGUUCUCGAUGAACCAAACGAGACCUAUCACAUAGAAUAUUGGCAAGGCUAUAGACAGUUCCGAGAGGUUGGAUUCCCUACCACUCUACCGGCUGAGAAAGAGAAAGCCGUCCUGGAGAACGCGGAGCUUGUUGCACUGAAGUCCCGCAUUCAAGAUUUACUUGGAAAGGGGGAUUUUACAGCCGCAGAAUCCGUGAAAAGGGAGUAUAGGAGGAAACAUGUUCGUCUCCGUGUCGAUGAGCUUUCCCGUCAUCAAGGCGACUGGUUUCAGGAGAGAAGAGACCAGCGGAUUCUUAGUAGAGGGAAGGACGACGUGGAAUGCGCCGAGAACCGCACAUGUACGCGAGCUCUGGCACGUAUCAUGCCCGAGCUAGAGUUCCUAGGGGCAACAUUAUCUUCUGCGGAGCCACUGUCAUUUGAUCAAAAGCUCCUAUUUGCGGAAAAUAUGCUGAAACAGUGUCACCGUGAUUAUGGUGUUAUCUACCUCCCCAACGAGGAACCCGUCGAUGGCCGUUGCCCUGUUGGGUCAUGCCGGCUCGAUAUUCUACAAUUUAAAAGGACAGAGAGAAGCUCACACAUUCACAACUGCAUCCUCAAGCAAAAAGCCCGGGAUCUGAAUAUAGCUGAGGCAGAGCUGAUCUACUGUUACGAGUGUAUGGCCUGGUGCUUCAAACGCGAGUGGCGUGACCACUGUGAGAAACACAUCCAAUCGUGGAAUGACCGCCACUGUGAGGUCAUUAUAUAUCGCUAUACUGUGAUCCGCCCUGGAUACUGUCCAUGUUGUCUCUGGAAUGAAAGCCUACCAGCUGACGAGAGGCUGAAGCCCUGGCUGCGCAGUGCAGAUUUGCGAGAACAUAUUGAGAAAUGCCACAUUGAGAAGUUUGACUGGCCAUUGAAAGAGUCCGUUUGUGGCUGCACCAAAUUAGUCAAAUCAGAGAGUGACUUUCGGUAUCAUCUACAUGAUGUUCACGGCUUAACUGACAAGAUAUGGAAAACGAACAAACCCCGCACGGGCAAAAGAAGAGUCCGGACCGAAUCAGCAGGCAGAAGAAGGAAAGAUGGAGGACCGAGCCCGAAGAAAAUACGGUUCCACUACUAUCAGCCUCACUGUCAAGGUCGGCAACAAGCUGUUGAGUCCUCCGCACCAUCCGUGACUCAGCUGUCUCCCGCAGUUGAGAUUCAGAGUGGGUUUGCCGACACAGAGGAUGCAAGUUUUCACCGCGGUGAUACUGGGACCAGCUCGUCCAAUGACUGUGGUGACGAAAUAUCGACUGCGUGUUCGGGCCAGACUUCUGUCCGCACAACUCCUGACCUUGGUUUGAUCGACCCGCGGCUCUUUGAGCCUGGGCCCUUGCUGGAUAAAAGUGUGCCCUUAUCGACAGAAGUGUGUGCUCCUUCUGAUAAUCGCCCUUCAUCUUCAAACUCGGCCAAAGAUACUCAGUACCACGACAUCACUGAGAUCCGUUCCUGGGGACCCUCCAGCACUCCGGACAUCUGCAACCGCGAGAGCGACCACAUGAGCCCUACAGUAUGGCGGAAGCCCGAGCCCAAACCGGCCGUCAAGAGAAAAGGAGGUACCGGUGCGCAGCGAAAGAGAGUUGGAACCAAUGACGAAGGAGAAACACCGGAGAAAAUCAAGUUUCUUCACUCUCAGCCUGUCCCACUUCAUCGACCGUUUGCCGUUGAGCCUCACUUGCCCACCGCCAUCAAUCUACCGCCUCAUGACACCGCGCAGGCCGGGUUCGUAAACCAACAGCAUGUCGAAGUUGACCACAACGCUCGCGUUCAUACCAGAGCCAGCUCAGACAGUGAGAUCAACAUGGGUGAUAUUUCGACUGUGACUUCGCCGCUCAGUUGUACGUGCAUGACUCCUGGCCUUGACCUCAUCGACCCCAGGCCUCUUGAGCCAGGAUUCUCGGGAGAAGAUGGUAUCACCUUGGCAAAUACGGUGCCCAACACUCCUGCUCAUCGGCCCUCUUCCUCGAACGAUGGCGAAGAUACUAGACAGGGCGUCAAGACCGUAGCUCAGUCUUGCGAGCAUUCGAGCUCGUUGUGCAUCAGUGGCAAAGCUUGCGAUCGUGAGGUCGCUCGCGUCGUCGAGCCCACAGCAUCUCCGGGCCGCGCGAAGCCACACGCCGAUAUAGCGUGGGUUGAUGGCGGUAGCCUCGAAGACGGUGUACCUCGCGGUGAUACGCCAGCUCCUCGACGUGCACGGACACCAUUCUCCAGCAGCUCACCUGCGAAUUUCUCGCAAUCAUUGGCGCCCAAGACCAGAGGCAGAAUGACGCCUAGAUACUCUUCGAAGUCUCCAAAUACUGGGUACAUUUCAAAAGCUGACUCUUUGCUAGCGCCCGGAGAAAGAAGCGCGCUUUGCCGGUUGAAAAGUCAAAAUUUGACCUGGAGGCAAAUUAUGCCCCAUUUUCCUGAAAAGUCCGUCGCCGCCUUGCGACAAGCCUGGAUGGACAUGGAGCAUUCUUCAGUACAACGUCACACGAGAUCUCUGAGGAAGACACGGCGAUAAUUCGGAAUCUUCCACUGGCAUUCCGUAUCACCCUCAUUGUUUGACAAAGUAGUUCCUAUAUUUGUAGCAACACCCCGAAUCAGAGAAGUAACUAUACUUAGGGAAGGAUGGGCAUAGUUCCCAAACCCAGAAUAAACUGUGACCUGAAGCCAAAGAGUUCUUUGGGUCUACGGCCAAUUACUAAGCCAAGACUAAAGAGGGCAGUGGUCUCUUCGAGCCAGACGCCCUGCCAAAGCCCAUUUAGAGUGUCGUAUCAUCGCACCCUGACCUGAGCUACCCAAUAUAAUUAUCUUAUACCCACCCAUCCAGUAAAGAAAUCGAAGUUUGCCCAAGCGCUAGCCCUUCACUAACGUGAAUAAGACGAGUCCCCGUCUACACCAGAUCGUAUCUAAAUAUGUCAGCACAACGGAGACAUACUACUGAAUCUAACUAGAAUUCAACGUCUCUUGUGGACUGGUCGCCACUCCUUCCCGUUCCAAUGACAAUGACCAUGCUGGACGAUAUCUUAUCCCGUCAGAUGACUCGCAGUCGAACGACGCGCGGUAGACUACCACCUUUCUAAUUCGUUCGACCACAGGAUCCAGACUCCAGGACACCACCCUCUUAGAUGUCAAGGAGGGUGGUCCACUUUGGUGCUUUGGAUAAGUCGUAAAACGAAGUUCGAUAUUGCGAGAAAUUAAUGUCGUACGUGUAUCUCUGACCCACUAACAGAGGCAGAAUACAAAAUAUUCCCUCGGAACACCACCCCCUCAUCAGCCGCUGAAAGUAAUAUCCUGGUAACCAUCGGAGCACCCGGCGACAGCCUCGAAGUUACGCCCGGGUAAUUCGAUCCUUUGGGCUUGUCUAGAGAUUUUCUUUGAUGAAGUAUCAUGGUCGCUCGGGCAUCUUGUUCUUUGACCCAGUUUCUAUCUGCUACUGACCAGUAUUUUCACACUAACACGAAGCAUUCGGGAGCUCUUCUGUGCCUUGAAUGACACUAUGCUCUCGACCGCGCGGAUGAACAUCCUAGUCGUUUCCAUUAGCGUCGUUGUAUACAACUCGUUCUAUACAAAUCUAUUCUCCCCGAAGCUCCAGGCAAUUGUUGACCUACUACCGUCGUACGGUUUCCUAACAAGUAUUCGUAAAGAGAAGACAAUUUUAUCUUUGAUCGAGAUCUCGUUUUAGUCGGGUGUAGAGCCAUUUAAUAUCAGCGUGAUACCUUUUCCAACCCAGCCAAAUAUCGUGCGUUGUGCUAGCGCAAGGAAUGCUGCUUGCAAAUAGAAAAAGCCCUCCCAAAGGUAGUGACGAUAUAGAUCUUUCAGGCUGAUAAAAGCCCAGCCUUGAAGAGAGAGCACCGACAAAAGUCGAGGGUCGCCAUGUUUUCCAACAAAGAUACGGUAUUAUAUUCUGUUCCUACUAUCAAUUAUCUCAGCUACUUAAACACAGCUUGCCCAAGCGCCGGACUUCAGUGAGCUAGGGUACUUGCAUCGUGACAUUCUUGGUCAAAACGAAUUCACGCGUCGUCGUUCUUCCUGGUCAUCCUGUAGUCGAGGUUUCCAGGUACAGAAAUACUCAUCUGGCCCGCCGCCUAACACCGACAACAGUAAUAAUUGACCGGGACGAUCAAGCACUCUGCAGUUGUUAGCAUCUUUCACAUUGGGUGCUGCGUUCUUUUCAAUCGUGCGCGCUUGCCCGUGGAUUCAUCUCGCAACUCUAGCGGC
Aspergillus calidoustus is the source of this 5749-nucleotide messenger RNA. NCBI's taxonomy places the organism in Eukaryota, Fungi, Ascomycota, Eurotiomycetes, Eurotiales, Aspergillaceae. The record is from the annotation of a GenBank genome assembly.